CUUGAUUAGUUUGUUUCAGAGCCUUAUAUGUAUGCUAAUGUCAGAUUACUAUUGAGUUUUCAUUAAGAGAGCUUUAGGAAACCAUCUAAUUGUCAUCAUUUCUCUCUUUAGCCUGGUUAUGUAAAACCCCUCCCUACAGAAAUUGCCCUGGCAAUCAUGGCCAACAAUGGUCCCUACGUCCCCGAGAUAAUCAAACUCAUAGACUGGGAGGACAACGAUGACCACUACAUUAUAAUCAUGGAGCGACCAACACCUUGUAUGGACUUGCUUCGCUUCUUAAACCACAAGAACAAACCUCUUGAUGAGAAGAUGGGACGCCAUAUAAUGUGGCAGGCCAUUCAUGCUGCGAGCGUUUGCUUUGAUCGCGGUGUCUUCCAUCGGGACAUAAAACUUGAAAACCUCCUGGUGAAUCCAGACACUUUGGAGGUAAAGCUAAUAGACUUCGGCUGUGGUUCGACCGUAAAGAGAUCCGGCUACAAAAUCUUCUGUGGUAAGUGUUAUGAACUUUGUUGUCAUAAAAACCACACACUAAAGAUUCUGUUUAAAUAUAUAAACCAUUGGAUGAUAUCUUUUUUUUUUCUAGGCACAAGAGAAUAUUUCCCUCCGGAGUAUGAAAUGUAUGGCAGGUACCAUGCACAGCCGGCGACUGUUUGGUCUCUAGGGAUCGUCCUGUUUGCAAUGAUGUGUGGGGCUUUACCUAGUAUCUCCGACCACUCCUUGAUCAGGAACUAUCGUUGGACUAGCCCUGAUCUGUCAAAAGAAUGCUGCCGGAUGAUCUGCGGUUGUCUGCAGCCAGACCCAGAUGAGAGACUCGCACUGCAGCAGAUGCAUCUCCAUAACUGGUUUAAGGUCAUGGAGUAA
Danio rerio (zebrafish) is the source of this 861-nucleotide messenger RNA. NCBI's taxonomy places the organism in Eukaryota, Metazoa, Chordata, Actinopteri, Cypriniformes, Danionidae. The record is from RefSeq and is a predicted model, not a curated record.